Molecule: messenger RNA, 225 nt
Organism: Aspergillus thermomutatus
Lineage: Eukaryota; Fungi; Ascomycota; Eurotiomycetes; Eurotiales; Aspergillaceae
Exons: 2
Coding region: 1-225 (74 amino acids)
Source: RefSeq, a predicted model, not a curated record
AUGUCAUUCCCAGAGGCUCUCCUAGAAAAAGCCAGGUACCGGUCUGAUAGCAUCCGCGAGGCCCUCAAUGAUCCCGAGCAGAACACUACUAGCGCGCAGUUUGACAAGAGCAAAUUGCCCUCUGAGCCGGUCUGGGAUAAGGGUAGCACGACCAAAGUGGCGGUUGAUGCUCCUCCUACGGGGAAGAUGAUGGAUAAAACGAGGGAUCCUGCUGGGGUUAGGUGA